ACCGCGAGUGCUGUGGUAGUUAAUUGAGUCUUCCUCUCAGAAGCAGGGGCGGACUGACCAUUUGGGAACUCGGGCAGUGCCCGAGGGCCCGGGGUCAGUAGGGGGCCCCAUGAGAUGCCCCUGGUACCUUUUCAUAGGCUUUUUUGGGUGUGGUUUGAGUGUGGGCGAGGACACAGGGGCCCCAUGAUCCCUUAUUGCCCGGGGGCCCCAGGUAGUUGUCAGUCCACCCCUGGUCAGAAGUAUCGGGUUGCCCGUACAGUAUGUUUGAGCACACAGAUACAAUGACA
This is a messenger RNA of Staurois parvus, 287 nucleotides long. Lineage: Eukaryota; Metazoa; Chordata; Amphibia; Anura; Ranidae. The record is from the annotation of a GenBank genome assembly.